AUGUGCCGAAAUUCUCCGGCACAUCACAUCCUCCCAAAGAUAAUCUCUGCAAACCAAUCUGGCUUUGUAAAGGGCGGGAAGAUCUUUGAAAACAUCAUGCUGGGACAAGAAAUAGUGCAUGGUAUCAAGAAGCCAACUGUGGGGUCAAAUGUGGUCAUCAUGCUUGACAUGGCCAAGGCCUAUGACAGAUCUAAAAGAGGCCUUAAACAGGGUGAUCCACUUGCCCCAUCCUUAUUCAUCAUAGGAGUUGAACUAUUGUCUAGAAUGCUCAACAUUCUGAACCAUGAUCAGCUGCUUCAUGGAUUUUAUAUGGAGAAGAGAGGUCCUCAAAUCAAGAGUCAAUUCAUGACUGCUUCCUAUGCACUCCCAAGUGCUAUCAGAAGAAUUCAAGAAGUGACAGGCUUUUCCAGAAGGGAUUCACCACCCACAUACCUGGGUUGCCCUCUGUAUACUAGUAGGAGUAGAAUUAUGCACUUCAAUGGUCUCAUUUCCAAGGUGCUAGGAAGAAUAAAAGGUUGGCAUGUAUCCCCUCCAAAGACUGUCAUGAAGCAAAUUAAAAGGUUGACAGCUAGCUUCUUCUGGGGAAUGGAUAAGGACAAACACAAGUAUCACCGGGCAUCAUGGCUAAUCUAUUCUUCCCUAUCAAUGAAGGUGGUGUGGGUUUCAGAACCAUUCAUGAUACCUGUAAAGCCAUGGAACAAAAGCAGUGGUGGCAUUUCAUAA
Messenger RNA from Nicotiana attenuata, 723 nucleotides. RefSeq lists its product as uncharacterized. The transcript is spliced from 3 exons. Lineage: Eukaryota; Viridiplantae; Streptophyta; Magnoliopsida; Solanales; Solanaceae. The coding region runs from base 1 to 723 and encodes 240 amino acids. The record is from RefSeq and is a predicted model, not a curated record.